Molecule: messenger RNA, 237 nt
Organism: Penicillium argentinense
Lineage: Eukaryota; Fungi; Ascomycota; Eurotiomycetes; Eurotiales; Aspergillaceae
Exons: 1
Coding region: 1-237 (78 amino acids)
Source: RefSeq, a predicted model, not a curated record
AUGGGCUUGCGUCUGGCGAUGCGCAAACUAAGGAAGCAACAGCUGUGUCUGAGUGAUUACCUCACCGCUGUGGCUAUCCUAUGCGUGAUGGUUCGAUGGGCAUUUGCUAUCGUUGUGGGCAUAUGGGGUAAUAACAACAACCUGAAGCCCGAUCACCAUUUCACCGCGACAGAACUCUAUCAACGCGAAGUGGGGAGCAAGUUAACCAUUGCAGAUAGAAUGGUUUAUAACACGUAG